Molecule: messenger RNA, 3702 nt
Organism: Culicoides brevitarsis
Lineage: Eukaryota; Metazoa; Arthropoda; Insecta; Diptera; Ceratopogonidae
Product: inhibitor of Bruton tyrosine kinase-like
Exons: 5
Coding region: 29-3595 (1188 amino acids)
Molecular function (GO): protein binding
Source: RefSeq, a predicted model, not a curated record
UUAGUCCGUUCUUUUGUUCCCACACAAAAUGCAUACGAUCGCGACUUACGACUACGAUUGCACCCGAAAAUGCAGAAAAUCCGAACACGGGAACUCCAUAACGGCAGCCUUGACAAAAAGAUCCAUUUCGAACGAAAAGUUGGCUCGAUUCAUCGCCAAAAAGUGUCGAAAUUUCGCCGAAAUCUUAGAUGAUGAGGGACGUUCUGCAUUGCAUUUGGCAGUUUCGGUCGGUGAUCGUUAUGACAUUGUGGAAUUUUUGCUCCGGCAAGGCGCCUCAGUGAAUUUACGAGAUCGCGAAUCAGGUCAAUCAUCGUUGACGCGAGCAGUGCUCUACGGGAAUCUCGCAGAAGCAGUUCUGUUGGCACGGAAUGGCGCCACACUGAUGCCCGAUAAUGAUUUCAUCAAUCCGUUGCAGUAUUGCCAUCGCGUGAAGAAGCCGAUUGACAACGAAAAUCGAUGCGAAACCUUUGUUUGGGGCAAAAAUAAGAAUUACAACAUCGGGAUUGGGAAUGUGCAAGAGAAGACGACACCAGAUUACUUGGAUGCCUUUCGAAAAGCGCGGAUUUAUGUGCAACAAGUGUCGAUGAGCUCGUUUCAUACGAUGUUUGUGACGGAUGAUGGGGAUCUGUAUGUGACGGGACAUGGCACGGGUCCUGGAGGACGAUUGGGAACGGGAGAUGAAUUGACGUUGGUGAGUCCGAAGAAGGUAAAACUUCCGUUUAAGGAGGAAGAUGAGAAAAUUAUCGAUAUUAGUGCGGGAAAGAACCAUUCUUUGGUAUUGACGAACAAAAAUCGCGUUUAUGCGACAGGAUCGAACAGUCAUUCGCAGUUGGGAAUCAAAUCCAUACCGGAAAUGUUGUUAUCUUACAUGGAGAUACCGACAAAUUUUAGUGAAGCAAAGAAUGUUAUUGCAAACGACUAUUCCUCAAUCGUUGUUACCAACACAAGUAUAUACGGUUUUGGUACCAAUAUCGGUCAAUUCGGGUUACGACGGGAUGUUGAAAGACUUUUUAGUCCUCGAAAGAUCAACACGAACAAAGAACGCUUCCCAUUGGACAUUGUAGCUACCACAAAUGCCGCUGUGAUAUUCUACUCGAGCACUUCCGCCCUCCUGUACAUCCUCUACAAGUACGAAACGAAAAUCUACAAGAAACCUUUAAUGGAACGCAUUACCCAAAUAAGCGCCACAGGCGGAAUUAUCGCUGACGGUCACAAAAAUUGCCAAAAACAGGACAAACCAUUACGUUUUAUCGUGCUUACCGAAUUUCACAACGUCUUUAUUUGGUACGAAGCCACUGAAAAGUUCGUCAAAUGUUCGUUUACAGCCUCACGUUACCUGGAAAUUGAUAAAAUUGUUUGGUCAAACGAUGAAAUUCUCCUGUCGUACAUGGGAAACUUGUACAAGGGAUCGGCAACGCAUGAAUUGAAACAUAAAACAGUCAAAAUUCCCGGCGAAUAUCAAGAAACGUACGUCAAAAAGGAAGUAAGUUCGGAUCAAAAGACAAAAAUCGAGCUGAAACGCAUCCCUUUCAUUGAUAAAGUGAUAGAAUUCUGCUCGGAUCCGGAAGGAGACAAUUUCGUCGCUCUCGUUGAGAAUUCACGAAAAUAUCAUUCGUUUACGGAGUUCAUUGAGAAGUCUUAUGACUAUGGAAAUCUUUUUGCUGCUGUCGAUGAAUAUGAUUCUGUGCAUGAUUUGACGUUCAAAAUGGGUUUUCGCAGUUUUCCUGCUAACCAAAUCAUCAUUUGCCAUCGUUCGGAGUACUUGAAAAAAAUCAUCGAAGAUCAUGCGGGAGAAAAAAUCAUUGAAUUGCGAGAAUUAUCGGAUUUGGGACUGCCAUGUGACAUUUUUGAAUUGAUUUUGCGGUAUAUUUAUACGAAUCAACCGAUUAUGAAGACAGAAAUUGAGAGAAUUACCGUGGAUUAUGCCCAAACAUUCACAAUGCUAAAGAAAGUAUUGACCGUUAUGGGACUCCAUGAGCUUAUUACUGCUCUCAAAAAGAACAGUCAAAAGAUAACAACUCCUUUUACGCCCUUGAAACGCACAGAUUUCCCUGAAUUUUAUGACGUCACUCUCAAAUUGGACUGCGAACAGGAGAUUCAAGCUCAUAAAUGCAUCCUCAUGUCACGUUUGGAGUACUUUAACAUGAUGUUCGAUCACAGUUGGGCUGAACAGGAUACUGUCAACUUGAAAUCCGUGCCCAUUGAGUUCAUGCAACCCAUAAUAGACUUUUUGUAUUCGAAUGCGACCGAAGAAAUUCGUGCCACGAAAUACAGUGACAACUACAUGUUUAACAUGAUAACGAUUUGUGAUCAAUUUUUUGUUACCGAAUUGAAGACAAUUUUCGAGUUGAUGAUCAGCGAAAAGAUUCACGUGAAAAAUUGCGGAGAAAUUUUGGAGUUUGCUGACACUUACAACUGUGAAACGCUUAGAAAUUGUUGCAUGCAGUACAUUUCACUCAAUUUUUCGCGGAUUUUGGAGUUGCGAACACUUGAGUCGACGGAACCGAAGGUCUUGCAACAAGUAAAUAAAUUUUAUCGACAAUUUUUCAGCUUGGUUUCGUACUGGACCAUCACGCCAUAUGCAAAUGCUGUCACUGACGAGGAGUUGGAACAAUUUGUCGCAGAUUUUACGGUGGAUUUAAAGGCAAAUCCCGACGAUGGAGCGAAACAAAAGCAAAAAACGAAAACUAUAAAGCCCAGUAAAAGUCUUCUCGAUCGACGGAGUUACGAAAAAGUCGGGAUAAUCGCGAUGCAGGAAGAGUCAUCGCAAAAUUUGAUGCCUGUAGUGUCGGAAGAUUCAAAGCAACAAGAAUUUCUGAGUGAAAUGACGCAAUUAACGGAGAAAUUUGAAUCGGAAGCAAAGUUAUGGACAAAAGUAAACGACAAAAAGGACGUCAAAAAGAAGCAAAAUAGUGUCUUAACGUCAUUAAAAGUCAAUGACAUUCUCAAGACUGAAUCAAAAUCUUCUAAUAGCUUCACAAAUCUGAAAGCAACGACACCAACAACGCCAAAAGUUAUCGAAUCCCCCAAUAGUCGCAGCACAAUCGAACGCACACCGGAACCAAUGACGCCGAAACAAGCCAUAGAAUUGACUGAAAACUCCCCACGGACCAAAUUAACCUUCUCCAUUGCCGAUAUCACGCCGUUAAAGAUGAAAACGAAAAACAGAAAACGUCUUUCAUCGGGAUCCACAAGCGAUGUACGGAAUUUCUUUCAAAACGAAAGUCCAACUGUAGCUCCAGUCACUCCGCCAAACCCUUGGAAGACGAUUCCAAAUAUCGAAAGCUCGCCAUUGAAAUCUGAUCCGCUGCCAGGACCGUCAACAUCUUCAGCAGCUGCAGUACCGAAGACGCCGCCCGCUACAAAGUCCUUUCAAAGCAUCGUGAACAAUGAGCGGAAACAAAAACAAUUGAUUGAAAAAAUCAAAACAAAGUCGCUGGCAUUGACACAACUCGAGGAAAAGUGCAUCGAGGAAUUGCACGAAUUUUAUAACGUUGAUAACAUUUUUGAUGAAUCGAUAACGAUUGAGCGGCGUCAGGUGUCAUGUGACGACGAUAGAAUUCAAUGCGUAAAGUGGUAUCAAGAUAAAAAAUAAAUCAUUACAACUUGAAUAUUUGUAUGAUAUUUAUCGGAGAUAUUUAUUAUUUAUUUGAGUUGCAGUUUCGUUUUUUGAAAGAAUAAAAAUUUCUUUAACAUUUUUUU